CCGGGCCCCAGUGCCCCCCGGACGCAGUGCCGGCGCGACGCCUCCCCGACGGUUGCACCCGCGACAUGCGUUGACCCUGUCUCCCGCCACCCGAGAACCACCGCCGUAUACAUGGACAACUCUUGCCUCCUUGACCUCCUCAUCAGGUGCUUCGCCAUGACUGAGCCGGAGGACCUCAACUUCACGGCGUUCACCGACCUCUGUCGGCUGUGCUCCUUGAAGAGUGGUCCUCGGCUCCACAUAUUCGACAAAGAGUCGGAGCAGAGGCAGAUACUUUUCAAGCUUAGAACGUGUCUGCCGACUAUGCAGAUCUCGAAGGACGACUUCUUACCGAAGAAGAUCUGCGAGAGAUGCGUCACUCGACUGGAACAGCUGUACGAGUGGCGCCAGAGCUGCCUCAGCACCGACUCUGUACUUCGAAACUACGCCGAGAGCAUGAGGAUCGUCACAUCUACUAUAAACUUUCAGGAUGGAACGGUGAACAUGGAUAAAAUGACGGAGGCACAAAAAACUGCCUACCUGGAAGCGCAUGUAGCUGUACAACAACACAUGGCUCAGGCAGCGGCUGCGGCUCGCCGUGAGCAACAACAACAGCAGCAGCAACAACAACAACAGCAGCAACAGCAACAACAACAGCAACAACAGCAGCAGCAGCAGCAGCAACAACAACAACAACAGCAGCAGCAGCAACAACAACAACAGCAGCAGCAGCAGCAACAGCAGCAACAUCAACAACAACAAAAUAUCAACUCAAAUAACAGACAUCAUCAAGAAAUGCAAGCGCAAACCGGCAAUGCUCACCCCGGCCAUCCAUCGCCACCAACAGUUAGCUCUACGCAACACCAUUAUGCGACUAUCAAUUCACCCAUCAAGGUACCUCAAGUGAGCUCCAGUACAGGCGGACCAGACAGCACGUUCACCGUACCUGAUGAUGUCGGCAUGGGAUUCGAAGGAGGAGUACGGGUAUUACAAAGCCUUGGUAAUUGGUCACCGGAAGUAACCAAUAAUAUUCCGAGACCAAAUUUGAUUCCAUUCACGGAACCAUACGCCGAAGGUGGUUCCAUGCAUCCUGGAACCAGGCUUAAAGCAUUGCAAGGCACAGCGGUGAGAAAACAUCCGGCUAUUAAACCGACGAGUUCAACUAACGAAGGAAGCAAAGCUUUUGAAUGCACUGUUUGUGGGAAAGGUUUAGCAAGGAAAGACAAAUUAACUAUACACAUGAGGAUACAUACAGGAGAAAAGCCCUACGUGUGCGAGGUAUGCAAUAAAGCAUUCGCCCGUCGAGAUAAGCUCGUACUCCACAUGAACAAAUUAAAACACAUCACCCCUUCUAAUAUCGCGCCACUAGGGAAACGCACUAUAUCAAUACCACAUCUUGAUGACAACCCAUCAUUUUCAGCGUUAAAACUGGACGAUGUAAAGCCACAACUAACAAAGCAGGAGGAUACAAAACCGAGCCAGGCUGAAAUAGCAGCCGCUGCUCAGCAACAACAACAGCAGCAACAACAACAACAACAUUCUCACCAACAGCCGAUCCAGGUGUGCCAGGUACCUGGACACAGCUUUACGAACACAAACCUGGUCCACACGAGCGCUGCAUCGGCUGCUGUAGCGGCCGCCACCGCUGGCAUGGUGGUGUCAUGGUCAUGUGAACUAUGCGGGCGAUUGUUCGCUACAAGAGACGAGUGGAGUGCACACGCUAAAUCGCAUCUACCUGACAAUAAAUUGCUUCAAGACAAGAUGCAGCAGGCGACGCAACAUCAGCAACAAGAGAAGGUCCAUCUAUCGAAUCAGGAGAAACUACAGUUGUUACAUCACCACAAUCAAAAUCAACAAAUACUAAAUGGGCAUGGCAUCGCUACCGCAUCAGUGUCCACCGCUGCUGUCGUCAACGAAGGGGGAGGUGGCGGCGGCGGAGGGGCAUACUUCACCCACGGUCACACACACUACGCCCCGGAGAGACAGCACACACACGCGCAUCAUCUAUGUCUCAUGUGCAGACAGGAGUUCGCCGGCAAGGCGGAGUUCAUGUUCCAUGUAAGAGGACACUUCGAAGGUAAAGUGAGUGAUAUAGCAGCCGCUGAUGUGUUGGCACGAUCUCUAGUAGACAAUUCUGGACUGUGCACCUGAGCCACGCCUACGCCCAUAAGCGCAUUCCACACAGAUGCCUGCGGUAAGGGCGUCUUUCAAGACGACACUAUCAUGUUGAAGUUUUGAAACGAAAUGUGACAAGGGUAACGAUCUAAAUAAUAAUAAUAUAAGCAUAAUUUAUUAAUAUCUGUGCCCACAGUUCUACUGAUUGAGAGAUCAUAGUAGUUGCUGGUGUCUAUGAUGUGCUCUCUGUUCUAUAAUUUUGAAAUAAUUAUCUAUGUGUCUGAUCUACAUGUGUGCCCUAUAAUGGAUUCCAAAUAGCUUUUUAAAUUUUGGAAACCAAUUGUGACAAAGAUACUAAGAAUCUAAAAGAUUUAAUAUACAAGAUUAUAAACAUAAUCAGUAGGAUCGUGGGUGCAAAAUUUAAUUAUUUUAUUUAGCAUGUAAAUGCCAGUUUUGUUGGCACUUGAUAGAAUUUGUAUUCAUCUAUAGAAUGAGAAUAUCGAUGAAAUCGGUUAGGGCAUAAAAUGAAUAUGACAAAAUCUCUGCAAAAGUGCAAGUGUUCUCAAUCUAUAGAGAAGAAUAAUAAAUAUAUAAAAUUACAAUUAAAUAUAAUAAAUAAAUAUUUAUUACGACUUAUAAUACUAGUCUCAGGUUGAAGACCACGAAGUUGCUCAUAUUUCACCGAGAAAAUAUUAUUUUGAAAUGUAAUUCAGGCAGUAGCUUACUUUCUUCUUUUGAAUUCCUUAGAUAGCUAAUAAACUAUCUACUACAUUGAAACUCACAACUACAUGAGUAUUUUUGAGUUUAUAAAGUUUCUAUUAACUUACUAAUUCAGAAUGCCCUAAAAAUUACUAUAAUGAGGCUGGAUAUAUUGACGGCUCUAACUAAGAAUGGAAUGAAAUCUGAAGUAGUUCAGAGAGAUAAUUUCAUCUAUUUACUUUGCAUUUUUACCAAAACAUUCUUAAGCGAUUGUAAAAAGAAGCAGCGCUUUAUAAAAGCAAUCAAAUCAAUUUUACAAUCAGUAUGUACCAAUUUAAACAUUACAAUUCUAAUUUUUUUAAUUAAUAUAAGCCACAUAUAUAUCGUUAAUAAGUUUUAAAAUUGAUUAAUAGUAGGCACCUACCUAAAAUGCUUCACAUGUUUGUGUUACAUUAUCAAAAAAGAAACAAAACAUUGUAUUUAAUUGAUAGCAGCAUUUAGAUACCUAAAUAUAAUUUAGUUUAGUUCAUGACAGAAUUUAUUUCAUCUAUUAUAUAAUUAUCCUACUCGAUGUUUUAAUUUAUAUUUGUCCAAUCAUUAUUUUUAGGUGUCGAUUUUUAUUUCUUUCGCAAAACUUAUUAAUUGAGAAAGUUGCUCUUUCUUUUUUGCUUAAAUUUCAAGGUUUAACUGAUAUGAUGAUAUUUUGUAUCGAUGCACUUUAAACUCAAGGGAAACACUAUUAGUUUAAUAAAAUCCUAAAAAGAUAAAAUGAGAUGAAAGAACUUUGUAAUAAACAAAACAUAUUGCUUACAUACUGUAGAUACUUGAGAUGUGGCAUUUUCAUCAUCGUUGCAUAACAGUUCUAAACUCGGGAUGUAAAAGUUAGUUAUCUAUAUUUUCAAUAAAAUAUCAGCCUAUGCAGCAUGACGGUAAUAUGUUGUAGAUAACUACAUGACAUGUUUUAUUAGUUAUAAAAUCCACAACGUAAUGUCUACGUUGAGACUUUAUAACUGCAAUAAAACAAUCUCUCACUUAAAUAUUUGUAGAUAUAGGUAAGACAUUAGAUUAGUGCAGCUAGAAAAACCCAUUGUAUAAAUGUAUAUAUAGAGUAGAAAUAAUGAAAGAAAUUAUCUAAGAAAGUUUAAUAGAAUCCUAUAAUGUCGCUUUACUUACAUUAUAAUUUUAGGACCUCUUUACACUUGGUUCAAAGCAUAACGCAUGUUUAGGGAGUUUUGUAAUUUUCUUAAAAAAUAAAUAUUUGUUAUCUUUGCUCAAUGUGCAAAGGGUCCAUUAGAAAUUAGAAAUAUAAUAUAUUCUAGUCAUUGCUUCAACGGAUGAGUGGAUCUAGUCAUUUGUAAUAUAGUAUUGAAUCCUAGUCAUUAAUGUUUAAUAUAUUAUUUUUAUAUGUAGUUUAAUAUAUGUACUUCGAACAUAAUUAUGUAAAUGAGGUUGAGAACAGUUAGAUUGAUCAAUUAUCUUAUCAGUGUUUGCGAUCAUAUUGAUAAAGUUAACUAAAUUUGCUAUAACUAACCUACUUUCGAGACUUUUGAUUUUUAUAAAAACUGCAACUAAAAUGUACCUAUUUGAGACAAAACUAUUAUAAAAAAGUCAAUUUUGUUGAAACCGGAAUACUCAAAUAUAUUGAAAUGAAUACAUAUAAAUACAAUUGGACAAAUUACGCAGCGUUGUCUAGUCCCAAAUUAAGUAGAGCUUGUAGGUACCUGCUACAGUUUUAAGUAUUGUGGUACCAAAUAUAGUUUAAUAAACCCAGAUACGAAUUUCAAUAAGGUACAUGACAUAUUUAAGACACAUUAUGUAUAAGAUACGAUUAUAUUUAGAUACAACUUUAGAUAAGUAUUCGGAAGUACUGCAAUCAUAAUUUCAUGAAAGUAGAAUAUCACAAUUUUGUUUAGAUAAAUUCAUAUGCCAAAUGAUCAUAUACAUACUAGUAUACGUAUAUGAUUGCAUCCUAAUUUUCAUUGCAAAACUAGAAUAUGAUUGGUUCACUACUCAUAUACUCAUACAUCGCACAAUUUUUUACUAAAACUAGUUUUAUGUAAGAAAGUAAUUUAAUCAGGUUGAAGUGACGUGAAAUGUUAUGAUUAGUAGCGUAUUGUGUAAGAGCCUAUUUAGCUAUUCGAAAAUUAGUACAACUUCAAGUUCAAAAAUUCCGGACUACCGAAACUAGUUCUGAAGAAUUUUAUUUCCAUUCUACUUGAAGUACAGAUUGUAA
Messenger RNA from Galleria mellonella (greater wax moth), 5026 nucleotides. RefSeq lists its product as uncharacterized. NCBI's taxonomy places the organism in Eukaryota, Metazoa, Arthropoda, Insecta, Lepidoptera, Pyralidae. Gene Ontology annotation, cellular component: nucleus. Gene Ontology annotation, biological process: regulation of transcription by RNA polymerase II. The record is from RefSeq and is a predicted model, not a curated record. Gene Ontology annotation, molecular function: RNA polymerase II cis-regulatory region sequence-specific DNA binding; DNA-binding transcription factor activity, RNA polymerase II-specific; zinc ion binding. The coding region runs from base 112 to 2130 and encodes 672 amino acids. The transcript is spliced from 10 exons.